AUGCGGCUGGGAUUGGUGGUGCUGGCAAUGAUCUUUCUCAGCUCCAUGGGUCACAGUGACGUUCUCAAGCUCUCCAAGGCGAGAAGGCAGAGACGGGUUAGUACUGAGGGACCACUAUCUUGUCCCAAAGGCUGUGACCGAUGCUCUGAGUACAAUGGCUGCAUUAAAUGUAAGCCAAAGCUCUUUAUCUUUCUGGAGCGCAAUGACAUCCGUCAGAUAGGAGUGUGCCUCGCCUCCUGUCCCAUGGGAUACUUUGGCAUGAGGAACCCAGAGGGCAAUAACCGAUGCACACAGUGUAAAAUAGACAAUUGUGAAGCAUGUUUCAAUCGCAAUUUUUGCACAAAAUGUAAGGAGGGCUUAUAUUCACACAGCGGGCGAUGUUAUGUGAGCUGCCCUCCAGGCCAGCACACUGCCAAUGAGACCAUGGAGUGCGUUGGUCAGCGUGCGUCGGAGUGUGAACUGGGAGAAUGGAGCCAGUGGAGUUCCUGCAUGAAGAAGAACAAAACAUGCGAAUUUAAGCGAGGCUCCCAGUCCCGAGUUCGUUUACCCCUUCCUCAGACUCACAGUGUGGACAGCUCCCCUUCCUUUGUGCUCGCGCAGACCUGUGUGCCAGAGACUGAAAGGAGGAAGUGCGUCGUGACCAAGAAGCCUUGUGUGAGAGAACUGAGGGUGUCCCCUGCCUUUCGCACAGUGAAGGCUUCACAUGGGCACCAGUCACCCCCGUGA
This is a messenger RNA of Nematolebias whitei (Rio pearlfish), 726 nucleotides long. It is a transcript of the gene rspo1, whose product is annotated as R-spondin 1. NCBI's taxonomy places the organism in Eukaryota, Metazoa, Chordata, Actinopteri, Cyprinodontiformes, Rivulidae. The record is from RefSeq and is a predicted model, not a curated record. Bases 1 to 726 code for a protein of 241 amino acids. The transcript has 5 exons.